Apis cerana (Asiatic honeybee) is the source of this 5829-nucleotide messenger RNA. RefSeq lists its product as uncharacterized. The record is from RefSeq and is a predicted model, not a curated record. Lineage: Eukaryota; Metazoa; Arthropoda; Insecta; Hymenoptera; Apidae. Gene Ontology annotation, molecular function: protein binding.
AUGUUAAUGUUCAAUGUAAAUAAAGCUUAAAUAUAUUUGCUGCAUUAUUUUCAUGUGAUCUUUGUAAAAAAUUUGGUAAUCGCAUCUUUAUAAAUCUUUAUUGUAUAUUUAAAAUAAAAUUUACGAAAAAUAAAAUAAAGACUAAAACUCAAAUUUCUAAAAUACUCAAUAUGUCUGUUGUUUCUCCAAUUUUGCCUAAAUUAGUUGAACGAGAUAGUUAUGAUGAAGAUUUAACAGAUAUUGAUGAUGAAGUAUUUAUCAGAGAUGGAAAAAAUAAAUUAAAAUUAAAUGAUGAUGGAGGAGUUAAGCGACCUUUAAUGGCAUCUCAUAGAAAAUAUAAAAAAUCAUAUAAUUUUAAAACAUAUGGAUUUUUAAAUAAAGCUGGUUCUGGAUUUAUAGCAUUGAUAAUAUUAUUAAGUUUAAUAAUAUUAUGUAUAUAUAUUAUAAAUAUAAUACCUGGACCAAUGUCAAUCUUAAAAAAUUGGCUAUCACAUAAUCUUAAAGAUUCAUUACAUGAAUCUAAUUUAAUACCAUGCACAUCUCUUACAUCAAAAAUUUUAUGGACUAAAUCAUUACCAAAAUUAACAUCAGAAUCUCCAAUAAGAAGCAAUGAUGUAAAUGAUGAUGGAAUUGAAGAUAUUAUUAUUGGAUUUAGUACAGGAUUGGAUAUAAUGAAUAUUCCAGAAUAUGCUUGUACAUCAUAUUUUAAUGGCCAAGUUCCAUGUUUUGGUGGAGUUUUAGCUUUAAAUGGUAAAACAGGAGAUAUACUCUGGAUACAUUGGACUGCUCAUGCAAUUUUCUCAAUUGAUUGUGGUUUAGAUUUAACAAAUGAUAAAAUUAAAGAUUGUAUUAUAUGUGGUCGAAAUGGAAUACUUCAUGCAGUUAAUGGCUAUAAUGGGACUAGUAUAUGGGAAAUUCCAGUUCGAGAUUUAUCAAUUUCAGAAGAAUGGAAAUUCUCAGAUAUUUAUGAUGCUAGAUUUAUUGCUGAUAUUAAUGGAGAUGAUGUUGGAGAUAUUAUUGCAUCACAUAUUAUACAUUCGAGUAAAAUUCAUACCAGUGAAAUUCUUAUAAUAUCAGGAAUCAAUGGGAAUAUUAUACAUAAUUCAGUUUUACCAAAUACAGAGCAACUUUUUCUAGCACCUCAAAAAUUGAUUCAUCCAGAUGGAGAAAAUAUUUUUAUUCUUGUUACUAGCAGUCAAAAACAAUCAAGUGGAUUAUACAUAAUUUCUCAAGUAAAUUUAAUAUAUGGCAAUUUGAAAUUACGAAAAUUACAUCAUGAUACAGGAAAAGGAACUUUAUUACCUCCAAUUUUAGUUGAUGUAACAUUAGAUGGAAUUGAAGAUAUUGUUGCUGCUAUGUUUAAUUCUACAAUAAUAGUUUAUAAUGGAUUGACUUUUGAACCUAUUUGGAAUUAUACAGUACCUAAUUCUGAAGUAAUAAGUAUACCUAUUCCUGGUUAUUAUAAUGAUGAUAAUAUUCCAGAUUUUAUGGUAAAACAUCAAAUAGGUUUUCCAACAUAUUAUUACACAGUUGCAACAAUUAUAGAUGGAAAAACUGGAAAACCUUUAUUAGAAAAACCAAUAGAAGAUAGUUUAAGUAGAGAAAUGUCUGGUUUAUCUAUUACUGUUGAAGGAUUUGGAAAUGAUUGGUUUUUACAUUGGUCAGUUGAUUGUUUAAAUUACGAAGGAAUUAAAGAAAAAUAUCAAUUCUUAAAAAAUGAAGAUUUUAUAUCAGAAUCACAUGCUGAUCUUUGUAAGCUACGGUUUAAUUCUACUCUAAUUACAAAAUUAUAUGCCUUAAGCCAACAUGUUGGACCACCUGGUAUAUCAUUAUAUUUUUCUGAAGAUUGGAAAUUUUUAGAAUAUAAUAAUUCUUUGAAUACCAGAAUAGAAUUACAUGAAAAUAUUCCUUUUGUACCUGAACAAUUAUCGAAAAUUUAUAAAGAUUACAAAGAAAAUUUUAAACAAAAACAAAAAGAUUAUUAUGAACAACACAUGGAAUAUAAAAAAUUUGCUAACAAUCAAAAUAAUAUUUUGAAAAAUGAGAAUAAAUGGAUUCAAAAUAAUAUACAAACUAAAGAUUAUGAUGUGUUAUAUAAUGAAAAUAAUAAAAUUAAUUUACAAGAAGAGCCAAUAGAUUAUCAACAAGAAGAAAACAAAGAUCGAGAACAAAGAAGUAAUUCAAAUUUAGAUUUCAAAUUUAUCAAUCAACAAUUAUCUGACAACAAAAUAAACGAUUCUGUAAAAAAUAUGCUUAAGAAUAUUAGUUAUAAAACAAAUAAAUUUGAAACAUUUAAUAUUGCACAUUUUCUGAAUAUUAAAAAAAAUAGAAAUGUUGAUGAAAAUAAUAAAAUAUUAAAUAAAAAAAUUAAUUAUGAUGUAAAUAAAACAAAAGAAAUUAAAUCUAUGGAUGUAAAAACUUAUGCUUAUAAGUUUUCUAAUAUUAGAAUGACAGAAGAUGCUAUAAUAAAAAAUUUUAAACAAAAAAAAUUAAUAAAAAACAGAUUAAAAAAAAAAGAAAUUAAUUUUAAAUCAAAAUUAGAAUUAGAGCAUAAAUAUGAAAUAAAAUUAAAAAAACAAAAAAAAAAGAGAGAAAUAAAAACUAAAAACAAUCAAAUACAUUCAAUACAUGGUGUACAAAAACAACCACCAUCUGGAAUCUUGUUACCCUCUAUUUCAGAAUCAAAAGGAAUAACUUCAAUAGAUUUAGUAUUUUCUACAUUUUGGUUACCAUCCACUGAAACACCUAUAAUAUUAAUUCAAGAAGACUUAAACUGUAUUCAUUGGAAAAAAAUACUUUCAGAAAAAAAAUUGCAAUAUAAACAAAAUGAUGACAUUAUUGAAGAAUGUUUAAAUGAACGAGGUAUUAAUUAUAAAACAUAUCAAGAAGCAAACAAUAAAGAAAAUUUUAAAAUUUCUCUUGGACAAAUGACAAUAUAUAGAAUGAAAUUAGAAUGCAUGUGUCCAGAAGAUAUGCUACCUAAUCAAACUUGUAAAAAUAUAUCAUUGCAUCAAAGUUGGUCUGAAUAUUUAGAAUCUUCAUAUCCUGCAUAUAAUGAUAAACAAAAAUUUCAAAAUUUCAAACAAAAAAUGUCUGAUAUACAAAAAACUUGUGUAGAUAAUAUAUGUCAAAAAAAUUUAUUUAUAUGUAAAACUAAAGAAAGAAACCAUUUAAAAUAUAAUUUGAAGGAACAAUAUUCUAACAGUGUAAAAAAACAAAAUUGGAUUGCAGAGUUUAAGAUAAUGGCUGGACAUCAUAAAUCAAAUAAAAUUGGAUAUUGUAAUAAUCUCAAAUGUUUUCGUCGACCUGUUGUACCAUUUUUAGUAUCAAAAACACAAAAUAUAAACAUUCCUAUACGAUUUAAUCAUGAUAUUCUAAAUGAUAUAUUAAUAAAUGCACAAAAACAAUGUUAUGCUUUUUCAUCUAAAUCAGAAACUUUUAAAAAUGUAGGAACACAAACAGAUUAUCGAGAUAGUGAAGCACAAACUAUUCCUUGGGAACCAUCAUACAAAAUUAAAUUAGGACAUAAUCCUGAAGUAUUAUCAAUAGUACAUUUAACUUGGAAUCAUGGAUUACAAAUUGGAAAUCAUGAAUUAGAAAUUAUUAAUAGAAUAAGAAAAAAAAGAGCAUGGGAAGCAAUCUUGCCUCCUAUGGAUACACCGGCUAAUAUAAAACGAAGAACAGCUAUAAUAAAUGCAUUAGAAGUAGAUGAAUGGGCAUUUAGAGAAUCAGAAAUUCAAGCAAUAAUGGAUUACAGACUUGAAUUAAUGAAUGAAAUAUCUAAAUCAUGUGAAUAUGAAAAACAAAAAAAAAUUCAAGAUCGUUUAGAUAGAUUGACAAAUCUUUUAUCUCUACGUAGAGAUAAAGAAAUAAAUUCAAUUGAACAUAAGCUUAGAAGAGAAUUAAGAAAAUUACAUAAAAAACAUCAAGAAAAAUCACAACCUCUCAAACGUGAUAUUAUUAAAGAACAUGCAAAUCCAUCUUCCGAAUUAUAUGCACCACAAAUGCGUUAUGGGGAACAUCCUCAAAGAAGACAUGAAAUAAUAGAAAAAGAAUUAUUAGGAGAAAGUUUCAUUGAAAAUGUAACUGAAAUAAAUACUUUACCAAAAUGGCUUCCAACAUAUGAACAACUAAGCGCAAUAGAACCUAAACCUAAGUCAGAUGAUCUAUGUAUUAGAGCAACAAGAUGGACAAAAGAAAAAUUAAUUCAGUUACAUUCUGACUUAAAAGCAAUAAGAUUAAGUACUAUAUAUGUGACAAUAGAUGCACCAGUAUUAUUAAAACGUAAAUAUAAAAUGCCAUCUUUACCUCCUACACCAUAUAAAACAACUAUAGAAGAUAUUGCAAAUAUACGUCUGCAUCAGUUGUCUACACUUAUUCAAAAAAUAGUUAGAGGAAGAGCUAUUCAAUGCAUGAUGUUUGAAGGUCGCAAUAGAUGUAGAGAAUUAAUUGAAGAAUUACAAUCGUCUUAUGGAUUAGAAGAAUAUAGUAAAAAACAAAAUCAAAAAGAAAAACAGCAUACAUUAGAAUUACAAGAAUUACAAAACCAAAAAUCUUUGCAAGAUGAUCGUUUAUGUGAAAUCUUAAAUUCUUUAGAAGGAAUGACUAUAUCAGGAAUGCUAGAUUUUCUUACUAAAGAACUAAUAAGAUUAGAAGAUGAACGUCAAAUACAUGCUUUUGCAUUAUUAGCUGAAAGAAAAAGAGCUAUCAGAGAAGCAGCAGAAGCUGGAAAACGUCAGUUAGAAUAUAAUCGUCGCAGAGAAUUUGACGAAAUAUUUAAACAAAUUAUAAAAAUUAAUCAAGAUUCUGUAGAAACUUAUUUAGAAGAUAUAAUAAAAGAAGGCAUUGAAUGGGUAUCCGAUGAAGCAACUAAAGCAUAUAUUUCGGAAUUAUGUGAUACAAUAGACAAUGUAUCAAAAGUUGCACGUGACAAUGAAACAAAAUUAGCAGAAGAAGAAAUGAUAGCUAAUAUGAUUUACAAUUUUGUAUUACCAGAAAUAGAAAAAACUACUUUACGAAAAAAUAUAAGAGAAAAGCAACAAGUUUAUUUGCAAAAUGCUCAUGCUGUAAUCUAUAAUAAAAUAUUGAACUUAUCAUCUGUUGAAGAUAAAAAUUAAUUGGAAAAAAAAAUAAUAUUUAAUUAUAAAACAUUAAAAAAAUUGUCUUAAAAAAUUUCAUUUAUGAUUUUUAUUAUUUAAUAUAUUAUAUUGUUUUAUUGUCAAAUUAAAUAGAUAAUAAAAAUAGAUAAUAAAUUAAAAUAGAUGUAAAUUUUUUGAAAAAUAUUAAUAUAAUUAUAAAAUAUUAUGUAAUAUUACUUCAAUUGUAUACGUGUGUGUGGUGUGUGUGUGCGCGCGCGCAUGUGUGUGUAAUAUUAUAAUUUCUAUAUUUUUUUUUUUUAAGAGAUGCAAUUUAAUGCAUUUCAUUUAAAAAUUUUGAGAAAGAGAAAGAGAGAAAGAGAUGAUGAAAUAAGAUAUGAAAUAUAAAAUAAUAUAAAAGUAAACAUUAUAUUAAAAUCUAUAUUUUAUAGAAAAAUUUAUUGUUAAAACAGGCAAUAUAUUUAUAUAUAAUCUUUACUAAUAAUUUAUUGUCAUUAAUUUUACAUAAAAUCUUAUAUAAUUUUUUAUAUUAAAUAACAUCAUUUCUGAAAAUAGGAAAAUUGUUAUAAAUAUAAUAUAAGCAAAUUAAAUAUUGAAUGAGAUCUAACAUUUUAGUUUAUAUAAUAAUAUAUUUUAUGUUAUAUUUCUUAAUGAUAUAUAUAAAAUAAUAUAUAAUUCAUAUAUUGCUGUAUACAAUUAUAUCUUUUAAUAUAUUUAUUGAUUGCUUUUUAAA